GAUUCCAGUGUUUGUUUUACGCAGGCGCAAAGCAUGCUGUUUGUCCAGUUACUCUGGUUGACUUACCUGUGAGGUGCAUCAGUUUCGGUUGAGACCGAAGGAAAGAAAAUACGAACCAGCACACGAACGUAUGUAUGACUGAAACCUGCCCGCUCCCGAAUUGCGGGACCUUAUUUUGGGGUGAAACAAGACUGGGGGGAAUAGAUCGCUCGAAUCGCCGCACUGAGAUUAUCAAUCAGUGUCACAGCAGCCAGCGGCAGGUGCGGAGAAUUUCAGUCAACUUGCAAAGGAAUUCUCACCACAUACUUUUUACGAAUGGCGGUUGAAUAUUAGGAAAAAAACUUGGUUGCUGAAGACAGGAGUUUUGGAAUAUUAGUGUUUCUUUCUCGAUCGUGUCUUAGCGAACACGCCACAGUAUUACUGCUUUUCGGUGUCACGGUGAAGUGUCAACGUAACAGCUGUGUUACUUCCUCUUAAGGUGUUGCCAGUGAGGAUUUAACUGAUAUCUGGUCCUGGUUCGCUUUCGUUAAGUAUUGCGGACUCCGGUCUUGUGGAAAGACGGUACAAAAAAAAACAGUAAACAAAAAAAUGAUGGGUUUUCUGCGACGGACAUUCAGCAGACGGUCAAUGAGACGAUUUCACAUGUCGGACGAGCGAGACGGGAGAGGCGGAGGUUUCUCCGCACUACAAGCACACCAACAGCAGGUCGUUCAUGCCCCCGCCGUGGUGACCGGAGGAGCGGUGGUACAUAUUCCCGCUGCGGGAAACGCCAAGUCCAUAAUAACCUGCAGAGUUCUGCUGCUGGACGGAUCGGAUGUCAACGUAGAUCUCCCGAGGAAAGCUAAAGGCCAGGACCUGUUUGACCAGAUCAUGUUCCACCUGGACCUUGUGGAAGCGGACUAUUUCGGGCUGCAGUUCAUGGAUCUGGAGCAAGUUUCUCACUGGCUGGAUAGCACCAAACCAAUCAAAAAACAAAUAAAAAAUGGCCCUCCUUACACAUUAUACUUCAGAGUGAAGUUUUACUCUUCAGAGCCUAAUAACCUGCAUGAGGAGUUCACCAGGUACUUGUUUGUAUUGCAGCUCAGACAGGACAUUCUCUCUGGAAAGUUAAAAUGCCCGUAUGAUGUUUCUGUUGAAUUGGGUGCCUAUUGCUUACAAAGUGAACUGGGGGACUGUGACCCCUCAGAGCACUCUCCAGAGCUGGUGUCCGAGUUCCGCUUCACCCCCAAGCAGACCGAAACCAUGGAGGCCGCCAUCUUCCAGAAGUGGGUGGAGUGCAGGGGGAAAAUUCCUGCUCAAGCAGAAAUGAGCUUUCUGAACAAGUGCAAGUGGUUGGAAAUGUAUGGUGUGGACAUGCACUUCGUAAAGGGCAGGGAUGGGUGUGAGUAUGCUUUGGGCCUCACCCCUACUGGAAUCCUGGUGUUCGAAGGUUCUAAUAAAAUUGGCCUCUUCUUCUGGCCAAAAAUCACAAGGAUGGACUUUAAAAAAAGCAGACUGACUCUGGUUGUUGUUGAGGAUGAUGAUCAGGGCCGAGAACAGGAGCACACGUUUGUUUUCCGGCUGGACAGCGCGAAGACCUGCAAGCACCUGUGGAAAAGCGCAGUGGAGAGCCACGCCUUCUUCCGCCUGCGCCAGCCCACGCAGGUGAAGCCCCGGCGCAACGACCUCAUCCAGCUGGGCUCACGCUUCCGCUUCAGUGGAAGAACAGAGUACCAGGCCACGCACGUGAACCGGCUCCGGAGGGCCAGCACGUUUGAGCGGAGGCCAAGUAAACGGUAUCCCUCACGAAGGCAUUCCCUGGGAAAAGUACCUUCCACAUUUCCCCUGACUUCAGCUGUAAAUCCUGCGAAACCAGCACUUUUAAGCGCUCAGACUAGUCCUGACCCCGGCCUCUACCCGUACAAGCAGAACAUCCCAAUCACCCACGAGCCAUGGCACCCGCCCCACGCCAGCCUUGGACACCCUAAGUACCCUCCUCAUCCCGGACACACGCCUCCCCUUAGCUGCCCAUUAAGCACAGGAGCUGUGCAGCUGCAGCAGUUCAGUCUGGAGGAGAACGAGGUCGUGCCCUUCUCUGGGAAGGCCGGCCGGCGAUGCCUUCAUCACCACAGCGGGUAUGACUGCCCAGACCCGUGCAGUCUGCAGAACUCGCACAAGCUAAGAGCUGUGACUGCCUACCAGCCAGAGGAGCCAGACAGGUUUGGGAAACAGGAGCUGGAAUCCAACAGAAUGGCUGUGCCCUGGCCCUCCCUGCACAUCAACAUGGACACCAGAACGGAGGAGAAGCCGCUGAGUGAGAAGGGCCUGCGGUCUCCGGUCUGCCCUGCCGGCCGGCCAGACCAUCUCAAAUGCAACAUCCUGAAGGCCCAGAUGGACGCCGCCUUUCGGGGGAGGAAGGAAGAGGCUUUGGACUUCCGGCACUCUUCAAGCAGCCAGGAGCACAAUGGCAGGUUUCCUUCUUCGUCCCAGGAUUCAGUUUCUUCCAGUUUGACGACAGAGAGGCCAUCUGUCAGACCAGACCGUAGAAAAAGACUGGUCAGGCAAUUCAGUUUUAACCAUAGUGAUGAAGAUGAUCUCCCUGAAGCACUUGCAGCCAUAUCGUCCCAAAGCAGUACUGGCCGGACCACCUCUGAGAGCUCCUUAGACAAGCAGAUCCAGCCACCCAUAUACCCCAAGGCGAAGAAAUGUGAUUCUGGGCAUCACAUGACAGAACUGUCUGACUGCACGGACAGUAAGGACCUUCUCCUUCCCUUUUCUAAGACAGUUUUCAUAAAAUAAGUCACCACUCUUUAGCAAUGGGCACACAGCUGUGUGGUAUCACACAGGAUCCUAAAAUACAGACAUUGUGUGUACAUAAAUCUUAACACAAUAACGGGUUUUAGGAUUGUGUGUUAACAAUUCAUAUUGUUGUAGCUACAAGUGCUGUAUUUAGUACGUAAGGUUUCUGUAUACAGUACAGUCUCCAUUUCUGCUCUUACAGAGUAGCUUGAGCUUUGCUUGAGUGCCUGUGCUUUUUACAGCCCUCAGAUAAUCUCUGUUAGAGCGCAACAGACACCAAACAUUUUACUGUGUGCUUUGCCAUCUCCUUUUUAACUGAAUUUAUUUAUUUAUUUAUUUAUUUAUUUAUUGUAAUUUGGUAAUGUACAGCAUCCAAGCCGGAUAUUAAUUUGUCACCUGUAGCUAUCUGGCUUGCAGUUUGAUUAGCCAUAUUUUGGGUGACUAAUGUGUGAAUAAAUCAUAGCUUGUUAUUGUAGUGAUAUUAAAUUGUAGCUGAAUUUAUUAAAUGAAUAAAUUCAUCCUGCAAAUCAGUAUGGAGUCUUUCACUUUAGAAAUAGUUAAUGUUUAUGGUUAAUAAUAGUAUUUAUCAAGUAUUUUAACCAUGUUAAUUUCAGUAUCUUCUCCUCCUUUGGUGUGUCAUUCCUUUAAUAUUAUUCUGCAUAAAUAAACAUUUAAAUAAAUAUUCU
Messenger RNA from Anguilla anguilla (European eel), 3464 nucleotides. RefSeq names its product erythrocyte membrane protein band 4.1 like 4B (gene epb41l4b). The record is from RefSeq and is a predicted model, not a curated record. Lineage: Eukaryota; Metazoa; Chordata; Actinopteri; Anguilliformes; Anguillidae. The coding region runs from base 589 to 2778 and encodes 729 amino acids. The transcript has 22 exons. Gene Ontology annotation, cellular component: cytoskeleton. Gene Ontology annotation, molecular function: cytoskeletal protein binding.